Messenger RNA from Chaetura pelagica (chimney swift), 1836 nucleotides. Its product is annotated as mitogen-activated protein kinase kinase kinase 3-like. Gene Ontology annotation, biological process: protein phosphorylation. The transcript has 15 exons. Gene Ontology annotation, molecular function: protein kinase activity; ATP binding; protein binding. Bases 1 to 1836 code for a protein of 611 amino acids. The record is from RefSeq and is a predicted model, not a curated record. Lineage: Eukaryota; Metazoa; Chordata; Aves; Apodiformes; Apodidae.
AUGAAGGAUUUGGCAGCGUUGGGCAAAUGUGGGGGGCUGCUGGACAACAACAGGAAUAAAAACAGUGUCCAUUCCAGCAAACAGCAGCGCAAUGUCAGGAUCAAGUUUGAAUAUGAAGGAGAGAAAAGGAUUAUCCAGUUUCCAAGACCAGUCAGAUUCAAAGAAGUGGUGCAGAAGGUCACGGAUGCUUUUGGACAGACAAUGGACUUAGUCUGUGUGAACAAUGAGCUCCUGAUGCCGCUGAAAUCCCAGGAAGAUUUGGACAAAGCGGUGGAGCAGCUGGAGCUGAGCCCUUCCCUGAAGAGCCUGCGAAUCCUUGUGAGCGCUCCAAAGAAAGCGAACCUCCUCCAGCCAAACAACAGCAAACAGCAUGAAAUGAGGAUCUCCAGAUCCAUGGGUGAUAUAAUGGGAUCCCUGUACAAGGACUCUGAGAGGACGCGGAAAUAUUCAACAGGCUCUCUGCACACUGGCCGGAGUUCUCCGCCCCCAGGGAGCGUUCCUGAGGAGCAGCAGCAGAUCGCACGCCAGGGAUCCUACACCAGCAUCAACAGUGAGGGUGAAUUCAUCCCUGAGACCAUGGAUCAGAACAUGCUUGAAGCUUUCAUCAGCCCUGAUGAGUCGCUGUCUGGGAGCUGCCAGUCACUGGACAGGUCUGUGGACAGCCCUCCCUUUACCCAAACCCCUGUUCCUGGAAGGAAAAGCCAUCCCAAACACAGUCUUGAUUGCAUGGAUUUUGACAUCCCAUUCUGCGAGAGGUUUGGGAAAGGUGGGACCUUCCCAAGGCAGUACCACCUGUCCCAGAGUCGCAAGGACUACAGUGAUGGCCGGAGGACUUUCCCCAGAAGUUACUUCCCACAGGAGAACUUGUUUCAGCUUGUUCCUUCCAGCAGAACCAAGAGCUUCACGGGGGACAGCAAGCUCAGCACCUUGCAGUACGACGAGUACAGGCCCAAGUGGUGGAACAAUUGUGAAAAAGGUCUGCAGGUCUUCAGCACCUCCCCCACAAAAACUAGGAACUCCCUGCAGGCACCUGUGAACUGGAGGCUGGGGAAGCUGCUUGGAAGAGGAGCUUUUGGGGAGGUUUAUCUCUGCUACGAUGCCGACACUGGCCGGGAGCUGUCGGUGAAGCAGGUGCCUUUUGACCCUGACAGUCAAGAGACAAGUAAGGAGGUGAAUGCCUUAGAAUGUGAGAUUCAGCUGUUGAAAACUCUCCGUCACGACAGGAUAGUGCAGUACUAUGGGUGUCUGCGGGAUCCUGAGGAGAAGAAACUGUCUAUCUUUGUGGAAUACAUGCCAGGGGGCUCAAUAAAGGACCAGCUAAAAGCUUACGGUGCUCUGACCGAGAACGUCACACGGAAGUACACCAGGCAGAUCCUGCAGGGAGUCUUCUACUUACAUAGCAAUAUGAUUGUCCACAGAGACAUUAAAGGUGCAAAUAUUUUGAGAGAUUCUGCCGGAAAUGUGAAACUUGGAGACUUUGGGGCCAGCAAACGCAUUCAGACCAUCUGCAUGUCUGGGACUGGGAUUAAGUCUGUCACGGGAACACCGUACUGGAUGAGCCCAGAGGUUAUCAGUGGAGAAGGCUACGGAAGGAAAGCUGACGUGUGGAGCGUGGCCUGCACCGUGGUGGAGAUGCUCACAGAGAAGCCUCCGUGGGCCGAGUUCGAAGCCAUGGCGGCCAUUUUUAAGAUCGCCACCCAGCCCACCAACCCCCAGCUCCCCGACAGCGUCUCCAGCUCCUGCCGCAACUUCCUCAAGCAGAUCUUCGUGGAGGAGAAGCGGCGGCCGACGGCCGAGGACCUGCUGAGACACCCCUUCGUCAGCGGCGGGCUCUGA